Molecule: messenger RNA, 1913 nt
Organism: Trichosurus vulpecula (common brushtail)
Lineage: Eukaryota; Metazoa; Chordata; Mammalia; Diprotodontia; Phalangeridae
Gene: DPT
Product: dermatopontin
Exons: 4
Coding region: 37-633 (198 amino acids)
Biological process (GO): collagen fibril organization
Cellular component (GO): extracellular matrix
Molecular function (GO): extracellular matrix structural constituent
Source: RefSeq, a predicted model, not a curated record
CCAAGGGUGAAAUUCCAUGCCAGGAGCAAAGGCAACAUGGACCUCACGCUUCUCUGCCUGCUCUUACCACUGGCCAUGGUAGCCAAGGGCCAAUAUGGUGACUACCGGUAUCAGUAUCAUGACUACGGUGAUGAAGGCUGGGUGAAUCUGAACCGACAAGGCUUCAGUUUUCAGUGCCCCCAUGGGCAGGUGGUGGUGGCUGUGAGAAGUAUCUUCAGUAAGAAGGAGGGUUCCGAUAGGCAGUGGAACUAUGCUUGCCUGCCCACCCCUCAGAGUCUUGGGGAGCCGACAGAAUGCUGGUGGGAGGAGAUCAACAGGGCUGGAAUGGAAUGGUACCAGACAUGUUCCAGCAACGGCCUCGUGGCUGGAUUCCAGAGCCGCUACUUUGAAUCGGUCCUAGACCGAGAAUGGCAGUUUUACUGUUGCCGCUACAGCAAGAGGUGCCCGUACUCGUGCUGGUUGACAACUGAAUACCCAGGCCACUAUGGUGAGGAGAUAGACAUGAUCUCUUACAAUUAUGAAUACUACAUGAGAGGAGCCACUACUACUUUCUCUGCAGUGGAGAGGGAUCGUCAGUGGAAGUUCAUAAUGUGUCGGAUGACAGACUAUGACUGUGAAUUUGAAAAUGUUUAGAAUGUCAUGUACCAAAGCUGGUUGGAGAGUCUGGGGACUGGGGAGAGAGCUAAAGACAUCUCUAUUCAUCAACAGACCAGAAGGAGCUCCUACAGAAGGAACUGGUCUUCUCUCUUUCCAUCCCUGAGUUAUUGAUUGUCACAUCAGCCCAUUUGGUCUUUCUGCCUAGUACCACCAUUCUAAUUAAACCCAUAGGUUUCAUUAAAUCUCCUUUCUCAUUAUUGAUGCUUUGGUUAGAGACCAUCUAUAUAUCUGUCAAUGGCUUUCUGUAUUAUAUCAUGCAUGUAUUAUACCUGUUCCCUAUGCUACAAGAGAGUCUAGUUUUUUGGAGGACCUGUCAUAGAUGCACACAAACAACACCAGCAAACAAUUAAUAUUAAGAAAUAUAGAAUAAGCUGAAGGCAGGGACAAAGGGUUGUAGGUGGAGGAGGAUGAAGAAUACAUCCAGUUGUCAUCCAUUUGAUUCAAUUUUUUUUUGUCAUUCUAUCCUAACCAGAAAUGUCUUCUUGCCAUGUAGCACCACAUCGGGAGUGUUCAAAUUGUGUGCUCUGGUAGUGAUGGGUGGGAAGGAAAUCAGGGGAGGCUCAAGGGUUUGAAGAGAGAAGGAGUUGAUAGUUGGCUAAAAUAAUUUCCUGUCUUUGGGAGAGAUACAUGAAUCAUUAUGACUGCUGACAAAAAUGAUGUGUGCAUGUGUGCAUAUUUGUGUGGAUGUGUGUCUCUGAGUACUUGUGUGGAUGUGUGGAUAUUAGAAGGACAAAUAGGAAUUAGGCUGAAGGAGAAAAAAAAGAUAUAGUUGAUUAAGAUAAUGUACAGGGAAAAUAAAUAAAAGAGAAAGAACUUGACAAUUUUGAUCAGCUGAGAAUUCUGGAAUGACAAGCAGGGGAGUUCUGCCCACCACCACUGCCUGAGGUCAUUCCAGUGAGGUUCAGAUUUCGGAAGGUGGAAGGUGAGAUAUGAAUUUUCAACAGACCGUGGAAGGGCAAAUAGGAGACAUUUCUGUGACAGCUGCCUUACUGAGCUUUUUCCCUGGGCAACUCCUCCCUUAUCUGGGUGCAUCCAUGUGCCCUCAGACUGUGGUUGGAAAAUGGGCCUUGGGAACAGGACCGUCUCCCUGUAGAGUUAGGAUUCUUUGACAUAAGAAAGGCAGUAGAUGUGGGAAACAUGUUACAAUCCUCCACCCCAACCCCACUCCGUGACACCUUCAGUCCCUAUCACUUGGCACAAUGGUAAAUAAACAGAAUAAACAACUACUAAAUAAAAAAUCCACUAUUUUACAACCA